AGCUGUUCUUUAGGGCCAGGAGAAUCAAGUAUGUUUGAAGGCCUUAUGAAUGGAGCCAGAAUAGAAAAAGAGAAACAGAGGUUUAAGAAAGAGAGGAGAGUGUGGAGUAGUGUGGUGCUUGUGAGUGUCCAGCAUGGCGUACCGGGGCCAGGGCCAGAAGGUGCAGAAGGUGAUGGUGCAGCCCAUCAAUCUUAUCUUCAGAUACUUGCAAAAUAGAUCGCGGAUUCAGGUGUGGCUUUAUGAGCAAGUGAAUAUACAGCAGAUAGAAGGCUGUAUCAUUGGUUUUGAUGAGUAUAUGAACCUUGUAUUAGAUGAUGCAGAAGAGAUUCAUUCUAAAACAAAGUCAAGAAAACAACUGGGUCAGAUCAUGCUAAAAGGAGAUAACAUUACUCUGCUCCAAAGUGUCUCCAACUAGAAGUGAUAGAUGAAGUGAGAAAUUGUUUGGCAAUACCGUUGCGUUUUUUAGGUGUCCUUUGUUAGAGAUGUAGUUCUAAAACUUGUAUUCAUAUUGUUCUGCUCACCCUUAUGUUAUUACCAGAUGACAAUAAAUGCUGUGGGACUGUUUUUAUCAAAAAAAAAAAAGAAAGGAGAUGAUGAUGGGACACAGCCCUGCCUUCAUACACUCCCCCGAGAAGUACAUUACUUAUUCUGAUAGACUUGGUAGAGCACCCUUAGUAUAUACUUCUGUUGGUUUUUCUGGAGCGUGAACAGCUGUAGCAGAGGUAACUGGUGAGCAUGUUUUGUGCUUUUCCUCCCUGGUCAAAGCACAUCAGCAUGACCAGAGAAUUCCUACCUUCAGAGAGCUGGUUGGUAAAGGGGGAAGCUUGUGGCUUACAGCAAUAUGCUGGAUUGGUGUUGUAUAAAGCCUAGAAAACACUCCUGUUGGGUAAGGGAAACAGUGAUAUGAAGUGAAAUGUGGCUCUAAAAGUAUUUAAUAUAGGGGAUAUUAAAGUUUAAAGCUGUUGUCGUAGUUCAUGUGCUAGUUCAUUCCUUCCACUUCCCGCCCUUAGCCAUGUGCUCUUGUACCUUAAAUUCAGACAGAAAGAUGAAACCUAAAACAUACCAUUGGGGUUGCUGUUAGAUGAUUGAAAAGAGUCAACUUAGUUCCUGAA
Dama dama (fallow deer) is the source of this 1112-nucleotide messenger RNA. RefSeq names its product small nuclear ribonucleoprotein E-like. Bases 134 to 415 code for a protein of 93 amino acids. The transcript has a single exon. Gene Ontology annotation, biological process: mRNA splicing, via spliceosome; spliceosomal snRNP assembly. Gene Ontology annotation, cellular component: U1 snRNP; precatalytic spliceosome; U4 snRNP. Gene Ontology annotation, molecular function: RNA binding. The record is from RefSeq and is a predicted model, not a curated record. Lineage: Eukaryota; Metazoa; Chordata; Mammalia; Artiodactyla; Cervidae.